Molecule: messenger RNA, 1426 nt
Organism: Rhincodon typus (whale shark)
Lineage: Eukaryota; Metazoa; Chordata; Chondrichthyes; Orectolobiformes; Rhincodontidae
Gene: snupn
Product: snurportin 1
Exons: 10
Coding region: 232-1311 (359 amino acids)
Biological process (GO): protein import into nucleus; snRNA import into nucleus
Cellular component (GO): cytoplasm; nucleus
Molecular function (GO): nuclear import signal receptor activity; protein binding
Source: RefSeq, a predicted model, not a curated record
UUGGCCUUGUCGCCUUUCCGUGCGUGGGGAGUGAGAGGAUGUGAGAGGUGUUGGUUGGCCACCCGCAGCAGCGCUGGGUGCAGGGAGUCCGGUGAGGAGAAAAAAAAUCAACUCGGGGUUUUGACACACGAUCAGCUCGAGGUCCCCGCGACUGAUUUCAGGCUGUCCCCGGUGGAGGUUUGGUGCUUGCUCUCUCGGCUUGCCUGUUAGGCCUUGCAUGAAGAGAUCAUUAUGGACGAAUUAAGUCAGGCAUUGUCCACCAGCUUUACAGUCUCUCGCGACCUCAACAGCAUUGCCGCUCCACAUCCACGACUUGCCCAGUACAAACUCAAAUCCAACACACAGGAGCAAGCAGAGCGGAGGCAGAAACUUCUGGAGAACCAAAAAUUGCAGCGACUGAAUUAUGUUAACCAUGCAAGGCGUCUGGCUGAAGAUGACUGGACAGGAGAAGACAGUGAGGAGGAACCAGAGGGACAUGAUGAAAUGGAAGUUGAAGUGACAAAGAGGAAGUUACCCAAACGCUACGCAAACCAGUUAAUGCUUUCUGAGUGGCUGGUGGAUGUACCCAGUGACCUGGCUGAAGAAUGGCUGCUGGUGGUCUGUCCUGUUGGCAAGCGGACUCUCAUUGUAGCUUCCAGAGGGAGCACGGCUGCGUACACGAGAAGUGGCUUCUGUGUGAACAGGUUUCCCUCACUCCUCCCUGGUGGAAAUCGACAGAACUCUGCUACUGGCAAAGAUUACACUAUAUUGGACUGUAUUUACAGUGAAGUAAACAGAACAUACUUUGUUUUGGAUGUGAUGUGUUGGAGGGGUCACCCAGUCUAUGAUUGUCAGACCGAAUUCAGAUUUUUCUGGCUUCAGUCAAAAUUGGAAGAGGAAGGCAAGAAGCUGGCUGAGAUAGCAUCCCACAAUCCAUUUAAGUUUGUGGGCCUGCCAAGUUUGCCAUAUACCCCAGAAGCUAUUUGUCAGACUUUGGCUGCAAUUUAUCCAUUUGAGGUGGAUGGGUUGCUGUUUUACCACAAACAGACACACUACACCCCGGGGAGCACACCGCUGGUUGGCUGGCUGAAACCAUACAUGGUGGCUGACAUCCUCGGACUGGCUGUCCCGGCCUGCCCUUUGUCCACGAAGCCUGAUUAUGCCAACGCACAAAUGCAGCAGAUAAUCGAGCUGAAAAAGAGCAAGGCUGAGGGGCGCAGCACUAGCCCAAGGAAGAAGGAGAGCCGAUACGAGUUGGAGCAUCUUUCCACUCCCAAAAAAGCUGAAUCAUCAACCUCUAAAAUGGAAUGCACGAGUAAAAUCGGAAGCUGAGUGUCUUAGCUGUAUGGACAGUGACCUGUUCCAGGAUGGUACAUCCCCUGCCGGAAACCCUCAAAGGACCAGCACUUCCUGGUUUAUUUAUUUUAAAAAUAAAAGUUAUAUUUGA